Messenger RNA from Trypanosoma rangeli, 915 nucleotides. RefSeq lists its product as uncharacterized. NCBI's taxonomy places the organism in Eukaryota, Euglenozoa, Kinetoplastea, Trypanosomatida, Trypanosomatidae. The transcript has a single exon. The record is from RefSeq and is a predicted model, not a curated record. Bases 1 to 915 code for a protein of 304 amino acids.
AUGCAGUGGAGCGACACAAACAACCCCCGCGAGGACAGCGUGUUUGCGCGCGUGAAGGCCGCCGUGCGUAGCGGGGGUGGCCCAAAGGCCGUCGUUGAGGCACUUCGACAGUUUCGCGAGCUUGAGGACGAGCAGAAGCUGCGCGGGGAGAAGGGUGUCACGCAUAAACUCUUUAUUGACUUAUUGCGGAAUUUUGGCGUGCGGCUUCACAACAGGGAGGCGGACUACUUGUGCACCGCCUUCGACGACGACCAGGACGGCUACAUCACCUCCAGCCGGUUUGUGCGUCACUUUACGGGGUUGAAUUUUCGACGCCACAGGACCGUCCUCCGCGCCUGGGACGCGCUGCCAAAGAAUGAGCGGGGGGAAGUCUCACGCAAUGAGCUUCAGAGGCGCUACACUCUUAGUGGGACCGGGGGGAGUUUCGGCGUCACGUUUGCCCCCUUACCCCGCACCCAGAGGGAUAUGCAGGGCACUGACACCGCUUCUCCCCCUUCCUCUGCUUCCUCCGCUGAGGCGCACGACUCUGGCACGGUGAGCCCGGAGGAGUUUAUUGCUUUUUUUGCCGCUGUGAGUGUGGAGUUCCCGUUGGAUGAGCAGUUUGAGUUGUACAUGCUGCGCGAGUGGGACGCCGACGUCGCCACGCGGCCAACUAUGAAUGAAACUCAGCGCGACUGGGACUCGGAAGGUGGCGACCCACUCGCCAUAACGAAGCGUCUGUGUGUGCAGGAUGUACUAAACAACGCGUUAGGCGUUUCAUCGAAGAGCUACAACUUUUCACACAUGCCACGCGUUCAUCCGUACGUGGAGCCGCUGCCGCCGCUAGAGAGGGACUACUUGAGUAUCACGAAGCGCGAUUUUCGUCCCUUUUCAAUGGACGAGAGGAUUGAGGCCAACACACUGUGCCACCGCUAG